Molecule: messenger RNA, 330 nt
Organism: Angiostrongylus costaricensis
Lineage: Eukaryota; Metazoa; Nematoda; Chromadorea; Rhabditida; Metastrongylidae
Source: the annotation of a GenBank genome assembly
AUGGAGGUAACGUUCGAUAGGACAAUGUCUGCUUCCGAGCUUCUAUUCAAAAUAGAUCUCUUAUCAAAACGUUUGGAUAGGAUUGUUGGCAUUCCCAAGUGUGUGCUAGGAAGUCGUUGUCCCAGCGCUUUGAAAGGAGAUGGUCGGUCGAUUGCUGCUAAUCACUACGGUCUCAACAAAGAUUCUCGGAAGGGUUCAAUGACCAUUGGAAUUAUGCGAAGACGUACUCAUUCUGCGUUUCCACUGGAGUAUCGUGAGCCAUUAUGUGGUGCUGUUCUAUGGGCUCGGAAGCUGAAGGGUCAGAAGUUAUUACCAACAUUGGCAAAUUAG